This is a messenger RNA of Hymenoscyphus albidus, 2888 nucleotides long. The record is from the annotation of a GenBank genome assembly. NCBI's taxonomy places the organism in Eukaryota, Fungi, Ascomycota, Leotiomycetes, Helotiales, Helotiaceae.
AGACUUUGGUUCAUUACCAACGGAAUGAGGCCCGCGCUCCACAACUGUUCACGACUCCAACCCCGAGCUGCACCCAACGUUCAUCCUACCCACUUCCUUGGCAUGGAAUCUGUGAAAGCGGAUCAUGGAGAAUCAUCCAAUCACAAAAUACAAUCCUGUUGAACUUCUAUCUCGAUAACGUCAAUCAGCACACAAGCCCUUGGCGAGAUAUGGUCUGGGGCGAUUCGUAGAUCAAGGCAAUUUGGGAGGGGCCGAGACUCGACAAGGAGCAAGCUCCAAAAGAACCUUUCAUGUCCCGCCAGCUCGUGAUCUUGUGUAUUUCUGAACUUCGCUUCUCGUUUACUCUCAUUCUUGUACUUCUACACUGUCACAUCUUCCACAAUGGAUUCCAGUAACCACCAAGGCGCCGACAAGGCUGUCUUAGUUGACAGUUCCAGCAAUGAGGGCAAACGAUCCAUCGACAAAAAGAAACCUGAUGGCAUCGAGAGUGGCUCGAGCCAUUCAGCCGACAAUAUGCUCGAAGCAAUGGGAUAUACCUCAGAAUUGGUUAGAAAUCGAACAACGCUACAGGUGGCUUUUAUGAGCUUUGUGCUCGCCUCCAUUCCAUAUGGUCUCGCUACUACCCUCUUUUAUCCGCUUGCUGGAGGAGGACCUGCCAACGUCAUUUGGGGCUGGGUCUUGGUGUCGUUAAUUAUCUUAUGUGUUGCCAUAUCUCUGGGAGAAAUUACCUCUGCAUAUCCUACGGCUGGAGGGGUUUACUACCAGACAUUUAUGAUAACACCGCCCUCGUAUCGUUUGAUCGCUUCUUGGAUUUGCGGAUGGCUCUACGUUGUCGGAAACAUAAUGAUCACCUUGUCGGUCAACUUCGGAACCACACUGUUUAUUGUUGCCUGCGUUAACGUGUUCGAAUCUGAGCCUGGCGUGGGAGUCUUUGCUGGGGAGACUUAUCAGAUAUUUCUUAUAUUUGUGGCCAUCACCCUUCUCUGCAAUCUUGUAUCGUCCCUCGGUAACAAGUGGCUUCCAUGGUUAGAUGUAAGUAGUCUGCUUUUGUGUCUCGAGACAUUCCCAAAACUCACAUUUUUCAGACCUUUGCCAUUUUCUGGACAUUUGCGGGACUCUUUGCUAUUAUCAUAUCAGUAUUAGUAAUUGCCAAAAACGGACGGCGCGAUGCUGCAUUUGUCUUUGGACACUUUGAGCCUUCGAGCGGUUGGCCAGCAGGAUGGUCGUUUUGUAUUGGUCUAUUGCAGGCAGCAUAUGCGACAUCUUCCACUGGAAUGAUUAUCUCGUGAGCUCCACCCUCAAAGUCCUAUAAACUUAUCUUCAACUUCCCACUAACAAAAAGUAGCAUGUGCGAAGAAGUACAAAACCCAUGCGUCCAAGUACCAAGAGCCAUGGUUGGGACGAUCAUCCUCAACACUAUCUGUGGUUUACUUUUCUUGAUCCCAAUUCUCUUCGUCCUUCCCGAUCUCGCAGAACUUGUCGCUCUUGUGUCUGCUCAACCAACUCCAACCAUUCUUGUCUCAGCAACCGGCAGCAAAGGAGGAGCCUUCGCACUCUUGGUCCCUCUUAUGGUCCUUGCUCUAUUCUGUGGAAUUGGUUGCACCACUGCCGCAUCCCGUUGUACUUGGGCCUUUUCACGCGACGGUGCCAUCCCGGGAUCUCAACUAUGGAAAAAGAUCAAUCCUUCAUUGGAUGUGCCAUUAAAUGCCAUGAUGCUCUCCAUGGCGGUCCAAAUCAUCCUCGCUGUCCUUUACUUUGGCUCUUCCGCAGCCUUCAACGCUUUUACUGGUGUCGGUGUUAUUUGCUUGACCGUUAGUUACGCCAUGCCGAUUGCUGUCUCGCUCCUUGGUGGACGAACACAUAUCAAAUUAGGUAAAUUUGAUAUGGGUAUGGUUGGUCUCGUUAGUAACGUUGUGUCGCUCGGUAAGCCCCAACCUCUGCAUCUUAUUCCAUUACACCUUCCAAGAUGGUGACUAAUGAUUUUCGCAGGUUGGAGUAUAUUGGCAGUCCCAUUAUUCUGCAUGCCUUCCGUUAUUCCCGUUGCUGCUGAUACUAUGAACUAUGCCUCCGUUGUCUUGGUGGCAUUCUUCUUCGUUGCUACCGGCUGGUAUUUCGCAUGGGGUAAAAAGAACUAUUCUGGACCACCUGUACAUGAAGAUGCCACCAUUGAUCCCCAACCUUCCACAUUAGCUUCUCAUGCGCAACAAUUAUAAAUAACCCCAUCUAGGCCCUUGCGACAACUGGACAGGAUCAUUUCUAUUCCGAGAAUAACCCGGACUACCUGGACUUCAUGAUGCUCUUCCUAUGCGACAGCCAGGCCCCACGCGACGAUAUUGGACGACUUGACUCCGAGAGUGAACCCCUCCCCGUGCACUUGCUCUGUUGAUGAUACGACCUCCCAUGCGACUUUUCUGGACGGGACCGCUUGGUUGAGUGAUCUCCAUAAAACACCAUGUCCCUAUCUGCCUUGAAGUAUCCACUUGGCAAUGCCCACCUGGCAUCACCUCCCUUGCUUACCAAUCCACGCCUCUGCUCUGGGACGAGUACACCGUGAUGGACGACUAAUUGACGACCCGGUUCCCUUCCCCGGCAUAAUUACCCAUCCUUCCACCGCGCAACCCUCUUGUACAAAAUAAUACACCCAUGCCACCUUUCGUACCAGGCCCAACGCGAUUUUCUUCGCAGAAACCAGAAAUCCUUUAAUUUAAUCUCCUUUGGAAUGGAGUUGGACCAAAUUUUCGGGAUACCCAAACUUACGCUGGAGUUGCAUACUUGUUUUUGCAUGUACCGUACUUGCUGGCUGGAAUUAUCACAUCUGUAUUUUUCAGUUGUUAUUUUUUGUACAUAGAGAUGCCACAGAUUAUAGAAUUGCAAUCAUUUGUCUCCAC